Messenger RNA from Rotaria socialis, 2820 nucleotides. Lineage: Eukaryota; Metazoa; Rotifera; Eurotatoria; Philodinida; Philodinidae. The record is from the annotation of a GenBank genome assembly.
AUGCCUAAAAAAAUCAAUAACCUCCAUGGUAUUUACAAAAGGACAAAUCUUUCGAAACUGCUGAAAUCAGGAAGAAAUUUUCGAUAUCGUGAUAGUCAUCGAUCAUCAAGAAUCAAUUCAUUACUAAAUACAUCUCAACAGUCACCAUCAACACAAAAUCAAUCCGACCCAUUAAUAUCAUCUCAAUAUUUAUUCAUGAACAUCGAUGAAGAAGAACAAGAUAAUACUGGUGAAGUAGCUGAACAAUCUUCAACAAAAAAGAUUAAACUUAUUCAUGAAUUACAACAAGUAGAUGAAAAUAAAUUGAAUGAAUCAUUAAUAGAUGCAGAUCAGAUUGUUAAUGUCGAAGAUGGUCAUGAUGAUAAUAAUGAGGAUGAUAAUGAUUAUGUUGAUGAUGAUGUUGAUGGAUUUGAAGAUGAUUCUGAUAAAAAUAAGGAUGAUAAUAAUGAUUAUGUUGAUAAUGAUGUGGAUCGAUUUGAAGACAAUUUUGAUGACGAUUUUGAUGACGAGCUUGAUAGAAAUGUUUUGAAAGAUGAAGAUAGUCUCGUAGAUCAAAUCAGCGUGAACGCUGAAUAUUUCGAAAAAACGUUUUCUACUCGUGAUAUUGCUGUUAUUUUAUGCUUGAUCAAACGACGACAUAAAUGCUCAAAUGAAUUGAUUAUUGAUGUUAUUAGUUUAUUGAAUAAAACUGUUUCGAAUAAUUCACUGAUACCAAAAUCUAUUUAUGAUAUUCGAAGAUUAUUAAACAUCAAUUCAGAUCAAACGAAAGGAAGUAAAAACCAAGUAAAAACUGUUACUAUAUGUCAAAUAUGUGAAACAGUUCAAAUGUCAAAUAAGAAAUGCUUGAAUGAAUCGUGCAACGUUCGAGAAAAUUAUUUACGAUUACCUUAUAUUUAUACUUGGUUCAGUAUUCGACAGCAGCUCGAAGAAAUACUUCAGAGAGAGAAAAAUAUGAUAUCUGCACCAAGUUCAGAUACAAUCAUGAGAUCAGCGAUAUUAAAAAAUAUUAUCGAUGGUCGUUUAUAUAAACAUGUAAUACCUGAUGGUGUUCAACUUGCAUCUAAUUCAGCCAAAUCAUUAUGGUUAGUUACUAUGACAAUAAAUGAAAUUGAUACUAAACAUAGGUUUUUCUUAAAUAAUUUAAUAAUUUGUGGUGUUAAUUCAUGUUACAAGAAACCAACACGAAAGAUUAUGAAUUUAAUGAUCGAACCAAUCGUACAACAAUUGGAAAUUUUGGAACAAGGAGGGGUUUGUGAAAUUGCUGGUAAAAUUAGUAUGUACAAAGCUUUUUUACUCGGUUCCAUCAACGACAAACCAGCCAAUUCGUUAUUACAAAAUAUUCCUGAGCCGAAUGCCGCGUUUGGCUGUUCGAAAUGCGAACUUCAAGGUAUAACAGUACGAUCUAAUACAGUUUUAGUAGCAAAAACAAAACAAGCAAAACAUAUUACGAAUAAUAAAAAACUAACUAACUGUAUUAGAGUAUUUCCAACUUCUUUCAAAUGUACUUCAGUUCGUUUACGUUCAAGUGAAAAUUAUAAAAAAACUUUACAUGAACUUGAUACACAAAGAUUGAAAAAUCCAAAUUUAUCCAACGAACAAUUAUACACAUUGAAGAAAGGUUAUCUAGGACCCUGUAGUUUAACGCGUUUACGUUAUUUCGAUCAUGGACAAAGUUUUCUUUCUGAUACUUUACACACUGUCUAUGGAGGCGCGAUGAAACGCUUGCUAAGAAUUUUCUUUGAAAACAAAUUUCGUACAGAAGAAAAAAGUUGGACCAUUCAAUCGAAUAUGGAGAAGAUAAAUCAACGACUUCAACAAUAUAUAACACCUUCAUCAACUGUUCGUCUUCCGAGAAAUAUCAAUUUGUAUCAUCGUUAUAAAGCUAGUGAAUUUCGUUCAAUUUUAUUGGUUUACUACAUGAUCUUCAAGGAUAUCCUACCCGAACGUUAUUAUACACAUUUGAAACAAUUAGUUUUUGCCAUGCAUAUUGGAGAGAAUAGACAAAUACCUCAAGAUAAAUUAGACGAGAUGCACGUAUUACUUCAAUAUCAUGUGAAUCAAUUUAAAAUUUUAUAUGGCACGAGACAUAUGGUGAAUAACAUUCAUUCGUUAAUUCAUUUAGCAGAAACCGUUCGGGACUAUGGUCCACUUCAGGGAUAUUCAACUUUCAAUUACGAGUCCAUAUUAGGUGGUAUUACUUCAACUGUUAACGGAACGAAGAAUCAAGAGAAAGAAAUAUACAACAAUCUGCAAAUGCUAAAAGAAUCGAGCUACUUGGCAACAAUUAGCCAAAAUUCCAUUUUAUACGAGUUAAUGAUUAAAUUUUUAGGCAUCAAAUAUUACGUGGAAAAGCAAAAAGAUAAUUUUUUAAUAUUAAAAAAACGAAUCAACGAAACUACUAAUGAAAUAACAGCUUGUCAUGUUGAUGAAUCAGAAAAUGUUCCUAUUACCUUAUUCAAUCGCUGUAUAUAUAAGAAUGUUCAAUAUGAUUCUUACAAUAUUAAUAAAAAAAAAGAUUGUGCAAUACUUUACAAUGAUAUUGAAAACAAUAAAUUACAGUACGCGCUUAUUGACAAGUUCAUACAAUACAAAAAUGCAGACAAUUCUAUAUUGUUUCAAGUCAAUGAUGUAAUCAAUUGGCAUUACGAUUUUCUUUUUAUUGGAACCAUGAAAUUUGAAUGUGAAAAUGUCUCAAUAGGUGAAUUAAGUAAAUGCACAAAACUUAUUCAUCCUUCAACUGUAGUCGAAAAGGUAUUUUCACUUGUUAAUGCUAAUGAAGUUACUGUUAUUCGAUUGCCAAAUCUAACUGAAAGUAGCUAA